Molecule: messenger RNA, 2942 nt
Organism: Ornithorhynchus anatinus (platypus)
Lineage: Eukaryota; Metazoa; Chordata; Mammalia; Monotremata; Ornithorhynchidae
Gene: EHHADH
Product: enoyl-CoA hydratase and 3-hydroxyacyl CoA dehydrogenase
Exons: 7
Coding region: 59-2224 (721 amino acids)
Biological process (GO): fatty acid beta-oxidation
Cellular component (GO): peroxisome
Molecular function (GO): (3S)-3-hydroxyacyl-CoA dehydrogenase (NAD+) activity; NAD+ binding
Source: RefSeq, a predicted model, not a curated record
GCGGCCGCGGCCGUCGCGGCGCCUGCGGAGGAGAAUCGGCUGCCGCUGGGCCGCCGAGAUGGUCGACUCCAUCCGAAGGCCGCGGGGCCUCCGUCUCCUGCGCCUCCGAAACCCGCCCCUCAACACCCUCAGUGUGGCAGUACAGCAUGGAUUAAGAGAAGAACUGAAAAAAGCUGAAAGAGACAGCAGUGUGAAAGCUAUUGUAAUUUGUGGAGCAGAUGGCAAGUUCUCGUCAGGUGCCGAUAUUUGUGGUUUUCGAACUGGAAAGGUGUCUAUAUUGGGCCUGCUAGUUGAUGAGUUACAAAAAAUGGAAAAACCAGUGGUGGCUGCCAUUGAAGGCAUGGCAUUUGGAGGGAGUCUAGAGAUAUCUUUGGGCUGUCACUAUAGAAUUGCCCACGCAAAGGCUCUUGUUGGUUUCCCCGAGGUCACUAUUGGCCUUCUCCCCGGUGCAAGAGGAACCCAGCUUCUCCCCAGACUCAUUGGGGUACCAGCUGCCCUGGACAUGAUUACCUCAGGAAGACACCUUCUGGCUCCUGAAGCACUCAAGCUGGGUCUUCUAGAUCAGGUGGUGAAUUCAGACACGGUCGAGGCAGCAAUCAAGUUUGCAGAACAAAUUUCAGGUCAACCCACAGAGUCUCGUCGGAUCAUGAAUAAACAAGUUCCAGAGCUGCCCAACAUGGACUCCAUCUUCAGCGAAGCCUACCUGAAGAUGAGGAAGCAGUUCCCCGGGUGUAUUUCCAGAGAAGCCUGCGUCCGGGCGGUCCAGGCUGCCGUGCAGUAUCCCUAUCCCCUAGGGAUUGAGAAGGAGAAAGAUCUUUUUCAAUAUCUUCACACCUCGGGGCAAGCAAAAGCACUUCAGUAUCUCUUCUUUGCUCAAAGAAUCUGCAACAAGUGGUCAACUUCCUCUGGAGCAUCCUGGAAGAAUUCUUCAGCUCAACCCAUCCGGUCUGCAGCUGUAAUAGGUUUGGGAACAAUGGGCCGAGGCAUCGUGGUUUCUCUGGCGAGGGCCAAUAUCCCAGUGAUCGCUGUGGAACAGGACGAGAAACAACUGGAACUGGCUAGUAGAAUGGUAUCCUUCCUCUUGGAGCUGGAGGCUUCCAAAAUGCAGAAAAGUGGCCAGAGCUGGGCCGCCCCAAAGCCCAGGUUCACUAUGUCUCUGGAGGAGCUGGGGGAGGUGGAUUUAGUUAUCGAGGCCGUGUUUGAGGAAAUAGGCUUGAAGAAACAGGUUUUCAGCAAACUGUCAGCCAUCUGCAAGCCAGAGGCCUUCCUGUGCACCAACACGUCGGCCCUAAACAUCGACGAGAUCGCCUCCUCCACCCGGCAUCCUCAGCGGGUCAUCGGCACUCACUUCUUCUCCCCGGCCCACGUCAUGACCUUGUUAGAGGUCAUCCCCGGCCGCCGCUCGUCCCCCACGACUAUCGCCACCGUCAUGAGCCUGGCCAAAACCAUGAAGAAAGUCGGGGUUGUGGUAGGAAACUGCUUUGGAUUCGUUGGGAACCGGAUGUUGUUUCCAUAUGUCCAGCAGACCUAUUUCUUGUUGGAAGAGGGCAGUCAGCCGGAGGAGGUGGACCGGGUCCUGGAGGAGUUCGGCUUUAAGAUGGGCCCCUUCAGAGUAUCCGAUCUGGCCGGGCUCGAUAUAGGUUGGAAAUCUCGGCAGGGCCAGGGCCUGACCGGGCCCACCCUGGCUCCGGGGACCCCGGCUCGGCAACGGGGCCGCAAAAGAUAUUGCCCGAUUCCCGACAUGCUCUGUGAACAGGGGAGAUUUGGUCAGAAGACCGGCAAAGGCUGGUACCGAUACGACAGACCCAUGGGUAGGAUUCACAAGCCGGAUCCCUGGCUUUCUAAAUUCUUGUCCGAGUAUAGGAAAACCCACCACAUCGAAACCCGCCCCAUCAGCCAAGAUGAGAUCCUGGAGCGCUGCCUGUAUGCUCUCAUCAACGAAGGCUUCCGCAUCUUAGGAGAAGGGAUAGCGGCUGGCCCAGAACACGUUGAUUGCAUUUACAUCAAUGGAUUUGGGUGGCCAAAGCAUACCGGCGGCCCCAUGUUUUAUGCUUCUACGGUUGGCCUGCCCACCGUCCUGGAAAAACUGCAGAAGUAUUACAGAAGCAAUCCCGAUAUCCCCCAGCUAGAGCCCAGCCACUUUCUGAAAAAGCUGGCCUCCCAGGGAAACCCUCCUCUGCACAAAUGGAAGAGCAUGGUGGGGUUGCAGGCCAGUAAACUGUAACUUCACUCAAUCCCGCUCUUUCAAUCGCAUCUCUAGCCGGUGAAGCUGGCAGGUCGCUUCACAGCGUGAGUUGCACCUUAAAAAACCAAAACGGUUUGAAACUGAAAUCCGAAGGAAGUUGAAUCAAAAAGUGUGGCCAUUCCUUCGGCAAGAUUUUUACGUGGUGAGUCCGAUAAUGAAAAGCUUUCAAAUGGCCUGAGAAUCCUAUAUCUGUCAGGGGGGAGACUAGUCAGCUAGAGGUUUCUGAAGAUUCUGAAUUGUUUAGUAAAAUACAUUUUCCGAUCUAUGGGAAGGGAGUUUAUUAUGACAGAUAAGCCAAGUGCUUCUUGGAAAAGUAGCCCUGGGAGCUCUGGGAAUGGAAGUAAUAGUAGAGAAGCCGCAGAAAACAAAUCUACCUAAGCGGUAAAAGCCAAAAAAAGGCUCCUUUAAGCUUAGUUCUAGUAUGGAUGGAGGCAAAUCUCAUGAUAAGGAGCAGAUCACUGUUCCUCUAGUCACUGAAGAGUAGCAGGCCUCAGCUUGGUACAGCAAAGGUAAUUUUUCCUUUCCUGGAGAAAAUAGGAAAUAUUUCCUGGGGUCUUUGGAACCCAGAUGAGCCUCUAAGAGAAAUUUCAAAGUUUGAUUGGGAAAUUGGUGCUAUUUUGUCUAUCAUAAACUGUAUGUUUCUCUCAGCUGUAAUUUUUUUCAUGCUCACGCAUUAAAAAUAAAUCUUUGGAAAUGA